Molecule: messenger RNA, 2745 nt
Organism: Homarus americanus (American lobster)
Lineage: Eukaryota; Metazoa; Arthropoda; Malacostraca; Decapoda; Nephropidae
Product: tether containing UBX domain for GLUT4-like
Exons: 11
Coding region: 87-1748 (553 amino acids)
Molecular function (GO): protein binding
Source: RefSeq, a predicted model, not a curated record
GGUCUGACUAGGAGGAAGAGGAGAGCUCAGUUGUGGGUCAUUAAUUAAUUAUUGUGUUAAUUUAGUUUAAUAAUUAAGUAGGGAGAAUGGCAGCAUCAUCUGUGACAGUAUUGUGUCCUAAUGGCCGGAGAGUGAUAGUUAAAGUCACACCAAACUCCAGCAUCUUACAGAUAAUUGAAGACGCCUGCGGGAAGGAAAAGUUCGACCCUGACCAUUAUAACCUGAAACAUCUUCGCCGACUGUUGGACAUCAGCAGCACCGUGCGUUACUCAGGUCUACCCAACAAGUGUCAACUGGAACUUGUUAAAAUUGACGUGCCUCGGACCGCUAAAAAUGUGGUGGUCAACAUUGCUACAGAUUCAGGGCUGAGACUGACUCAUGAGUUUCCUGCCACAACCACUUUAUGGGAGAUUCUGAGUUACCAUGAGCAGUGUGGUGAAGCAGGGAGCCUCCUACCCCCUCCUGAGAGUGAUCUUGAACCUGUCAUAGUCUAUACCAUGAGAAGAGUCAGGGCUGAAGAGAUCAAAACCACCACACUCAAGGCCCUCGGCAUCCCUAGUGGGAAGUGCAUGCUCAGGUAUAGCGUCCAGUCAGCAUCUUCCAAUAGUCAAGCCCAUGUGUCUGCCCCACUAGCAAGACCCAAGACUUCUCAAUAUGAUGCUUUGCACGAAAAUACACGCGUAGAGCCGAGAGCCGUCAGUCCACAGCCGUCGCCACAGGUGGAGCCUCGGCCACGAACACAGCCUCUCGCCCGGCCUCGUCUUCCUCCCCCGCCACACGAACAACUUCCGCAACACCCCGUAGAUCUCGUCCCCAAACAAAGUCCAGACCUAGUGAGCUCCAGCCAGAGUGUGGUUCCUGAUGUGGUUCAGUUGCAGAACACUUUACCACAGCCUGAUGUUACCGACUCAGACGGGCAGGAGAGGAUGGAGGCGUCAGUACCAAUGGAUCUUAUAGAGGGACACAGUGUACCAUCUUCAUCAAGCUUCACCACAGACCCUCAGCCGUCACCCGUCUUCACUCAAGAGAAAGUCAUCAUAAAGCUUGAUUCCAACGAUGCCAUACUCUUCAGUGUGGAAGAUGCACCACCAACCCUGAUAGCUGAGGAAGACGACUCCUUCUUUGAACUGUCAGCAAAUGAAGUCAAGAAUUUAUACCACGACCAACAGAAAGAACUACAAGAACUGUCCGAGGCUCCCAUGAUGACUCAGGAGAUGAGAAAGAUGGAGGAGAGUGCCAGGAUCCUCUCUGCCCUCAACAAGUACCCAGUCACGCGUCUACGAGUGUAUUUCCCCGACGGUCACAUCAUCCAGGCAUCAUUUAAACCGAUGGACACUGUUGGUGUAGUGAUGAACUUUUUGAGACCUUUUCUUGCUGAUCCUUCACUAGAGUUCAAUCUUCACACCAGACAUCCCCCGAAGGUUCUUUCAGCCGAUACGAGUCUUGUUGCCGCCGACUGUGUCCCCAACGCUCGCCUCUAUUUUGGGUGCUCGGGCGGAGGACCGUACCUCAGUGACGACACAAUAGCAAAGAAGUCGUCAUUUGUUGGUGCCUGCAGUACUGUGAUACAAACUAGGCCAGAUAGACAAAUAUCGAGCGCGUCUUCAUCAGAAUAUCCCGAGGUCGUGAGUUCAACCCAAGUGUCUACAAGUACAGAGAGAAGUGAUGGCAGUGUGUACAACAAGAGGACCAACAGAACUACUGGAGCUGUUCCUAAGUUGCCUAAAUGGUUCAAGACAGGGAAGUGAUAUCCAUUUAUAACGAGGAGUCACCCACAGGCCGAGGGUUGAUGGUGACGUCCGCUGUUCAGAUGCACUGUUCUGCCACGUGUCGGUCUGUGUACACAAGGACUUAAUUUCUACUAUACAUCCGAUGAAACCUCCAUAUAACAGACUUGGAUCUAACGUACUGACCUUUUACAUAUACAACUGUAGUCCGUUAUAUAGAGGUUUCACUACAUAGUUUGAGCAUUUUGGUGUUUGUUAUAUCUACAGUUGGUACACGAUUUCCAGCAUGACCCAGAAGAAUGUCAUUACUUUGUUAAAUGGUGCUGUUAUUACAACCAAACCAGCACGACACACACAGAUGGUACACUAACCAAGGUGGUGACGGUAACACACUCUCGGCCACAUAGUGCUGUACAGUACAAGACAACCAAACACACUUCUACUCUCUUACUUUAAACAUUAGCUAUGACUUGUAGAAUGAUUCCACUAAUGCCCAUCACUAAACAUUUAUCUAGCUAUUUUUUCUAUCUAUCCACCCAUCCAUCUAUCUGUGUGUCCAGGGCCACACUCACAAUUGUUUAAGGGGGCUAAGGUCAAGUUUGUGACAAUGUGUUAAGGUGAUGCUGUACUGUAGUACAUGGAUUGGUCUGUAGUGAUUGAAUUAAAAAAAUUAUGAUUAUUAGGUGAACUAAAAAGAGUUGUUCUAUGAUAUUAUUACACAAGUAUUUAACUCGCCAGAAAGUUUCCAAACAAAAAUUUAUUCACAAGAUAAAAUACAGUCAUUAUAUUUUACCGUGUACACUGUAUGUAUGAGAGAUUUCCGGCGAACCAGACGGCUUUCUCAAAUCCUGAUAAAUUUCUUAUCCCCGGAAUCUUUUCCACUUACUGGGAAAAGUUUACGAGUGUCUAAACUAGACAUCUUGCACAGACGAACACCAGCCCACUUCCCCAGAAUGUUUCUGGGUGCUGGAGAUGUUUUCCUUGGGUCUAAACUACCGGAGUCCGUAAAUUAAGUCAA